CCAUGCUACAAAAUACAAGUCUCUCACACACUUAGAAUUAAGUUAGUAGCGAGAGAGGGAGAAAUGAAGGUUGUUUACUUCUUCGUUGUGCUAUUGGCUUUGGCAUCCUCCAUUGCCUUUGCUUAUGAUCCAAGCCCCCUGCAAGACUUUUGUGUGGCUAUCAAUGAUACCAAAACUGGUGUGUUCGUGAAUGGAAAAUUUUGCAAGGAUCCAAAGCUUGCUAAGGCUGAAGAUUUCUUCUUUCCUGGAUUGGGACCCGGAAACACUUCAAACCCCCUAGGCUCAAAGGUGACAGCUGUCACGGUUAAUGAAAUAUUAGGGCUCAACACACUUGGCAUUUCCUUGGCACGCAUAGAUUUUGCACCAAAGGGUUUGAACCCUCCACACACUCACCCUCGAGGGACAGAGAUUCUUGUAGUCUUGGAAGGUACCCUCUAUGUUGGCUUUGUUGCGUCCAAUCAAAACGAUAACCGUUUAUUCACCAAAGUGCUGAACAAGGGUGAUGUGUUUGUGUUCCCUAUUGGGCUCAUUCACUUCCAGCAAAACAUAGGUUAUGGAAAUGCUUUGGCCAUUGCUGGUCUUAGUAGCCAAAACCCUGGAGUUAUUACCAUUGCAAAUGCUGUGUUUGGAUCUAAACCUCCUAUCUCUGAUGAAGUUCUUGCCAAAGCUUUUCAAGUGGGCAAAAACGUAAUCGACUACCUUCAGAAGCAAUUCUGGUACAACAAUAGUUAGGUGGGAACAUAAUAGAAUCGCGAUACCGUACAUCUUGCUCUGGCCUAGGUUGGAUAAAUGAUUUUCUCAAUUCUGCUUCAUGCAAUAGUCAAUUACUAUAUACUAUAUUAAAUAAAUGGAAUGCAUGUGGCUAUUAUAUGUGUAACACAGUUGUUUUGUGUGGAUGUGAACUUGAUUUCAUAUAUCAAUAUUUAAAGUCUAAUAACAAA
Molecule: messenger RNA, 941 nt
Organism: Glycine soja
Lineage: Eukaryota; Viridiplantae; Streptophyta; Magnoliopsida; Fabales; Fabaceae
Product: germin-like protein subfamily 1 member 13
Exons: 2
Coding region: 64-732 (222 amino acids)
Cellular component (GO): cell wall
Molecular function (GO): manganese ion binding
Source: RefSeq, a predicted model, not a curated record